AUGUUAAGUAAACAAGAGCGUUAUCAAGGUACUAAAGAUGUGUCUGAAUGUGAAAUGAUCGAAAAGAAAGUUCUAUCAGUGAUACAAAAAUGGCUCGAUUAUCAAGAUGCUGAAGACUUACAAUCUGUUGUACUUUAUGCUGUUUUACAACUGACUAUCGAAGAUUCGAAUAUUCGUGAUUCGAUCGAUAUCAUUAAGAAGAUGUUUGUUAUCGAUAAUGAAUUUGGUUUGAAAUCUAUUAUAGGACACUUACUCAGCACUCAACUUUUCGAUUCAAAUAUUGUCCAUGAAAUUGCAGUUUUGUUACGUGAAAAUGUUCGUUUUUCUUCGAAGAUCUAUAUUUGUAUUAGUUGCAAAGAAAUGCUACAAUUAUCUCUGACUUUGGAAAUGGAAUUAGUUGUCUCAAAUAUGCGCCAAUUAUCUAAUGCUUCCACUGGUCGAUAUUGA
Molecule: messenger RNA, 447 nt
Organism: Rotaria sp. Silwood1
Lineage: Eukaryota; Metazoa; Rotifera; Eurotatoria; Philodinida; Philodinidae
Source: the annotation of a GenBank genome assembly